Molecule: messenger RNA, 519 nt
Organism: Yamadazyma tenuis ATCC 10573
Lineage: Eukaryota; Fungi; Ascomycota; Pichiomycetes; Serinales; Debaryomycetaceae
Source: RefSeq, a predicted model, not a curated record
AACUUAAAUAACUUGCUUUUACUAGGUUUUUAAGAAACAAAACCUCGAUCCCCUGUUUGUGGAUAAAGUUGUAACGGUGACUUAUAACUCUGUUGACAUUUUGAUACCCCUAUAUUAUCAUCAUAGUUAUACAACCGUAACGGAGUACUUUUUGUGUUUCUUUCACGAUAAGAUAUCAUCGCAAAAUUUUCAAUGAUGAAUAGAUUCCUGACCAACAGCUUAUUGCUUGUAUUGGCGCCCAUUUUUGUGGUCUCAACCGAUAUCCUUGUAUCUAAGUACACCACUCAUGCUGCUGUGAGCCAAAUCUACCAGAAAAACCGGGAGGUGGAUUUGAGUUAUCAAAACACCCAUUCCAUUACUUCAAGAUACUUCAAUACCAAACUAAAAAAGUAUCCCGUAGAUAAGCAUUGAUUGGGGGUGGUACUGGUGGAGUUCAUGUAUAACAUUAAUGGGCUAGCAGGCUAGACUUUUGUACAUAGUAGUGACGAAUAUAUACUUUAUGAAUGAUAUUGUAAUAGU